AUGGCGGAGUGCAUAUUUCUUUUUAUACCAAAUUUAAUCGGUUACGUUCGAAUUCUUUUGCUCCUCUACGCCUGCUGGUAUAUGUCGACCGAUCCGGUCCGGGCCGCUGUGUCGUAUCUCUUAUCAGCUCUCCUUGAUGCCUUUGAUGGUCACGUUGCCAGACUUCUUGAUCAGAGCACAAAAUUUGGCGCAGCUUUGGAUAUGCUAAGCGACCGUUGUACGACUACGUGUCUACUCUUUACGCUUGGUACUUUCUAUCCGCGUUACUUGUUCUUUUUUCAAAUAUCUGCCUGCAUUGAUAUCGCAAGUCAUUGGCUGCACGUUCAGUCGUCGAUUCAAGGUGGUUCUUCUAGCCAUAAGACAAUCAGCUUAGAUGGUAAUCCGUUACUUCGGAUAUAUUAUACGAACCGAGUGGUUCUUUUUAUCAUGUGUGCUGGAAACGAACUCUUCUAUGCAAUGCUUUAUCUUCUUCAUUUUGCUGAAGGAUCCACUUUUUUUGGCCUAGGGGUGCAUCUUGUGGUUCUCUAUUUGAGCCUGCCCAUCGCACUUUUGAAGACUUUCAUUAGUCUCGUGCAUCUCUAUGUUGCUGCAGUUAAUAUGGCUGGGGUGGAUGCUUACCAGCGUAGGAAUUCCACGUCACAGGCGAUCAACUCGGGCCAAGAGAAGGUCAAAGAGGACCUCCCAACAUCAGUCUUCCAUCCUGUUCUGUGUCACCGUGUCGGUGAUACCGUCCGUAUCGGUGAAUCUAACACCCUAGCCGUGAUGCAGAAGUCGGAACUUGCCCAAAUGGCAAUAGAACCAUACGGCUUGAGCCAGCUGCAGGAAGGCGGUAGGGUUGUCAAACUUCAACUGAAUCUUCCUCUUCAAGCGAAGCUAUUGAACUCCCUCGCUUUUGCUGGUCUUCCAGACUUGAGAACCCUUCAUGCUUGGCGCGCACCGAUUGCUCUUGAGUCGUGUAGUCUGGCUGGGCUUCCGUGGUUUGAAAACCUUGUGAUUAGCUGCACCUCUACUUUCGAUCGUUUCCUUACCUUCGGUCCCGCAUUUAAAAGCAUUCGAUUAACCGGCUGCCUAGGACGUUCUCUCCAAUUCAUCUGUAUUCAGUGUAGUCAACGACCAGAGUUUAGUGUUCUCCGGAUUCUUCCCGGGCCCCCGUCAAUAGGAGACCGCAAUGAUGGUGCAGGUACUUACUCCAUAAUCAAACCAGUUUUUGAUAUUUGA
Molecule: messenger RNA, 1218 nt
Organism: Echinococcus granulosus
Lineage: Eukaryota; Metazoa; Platyhelminthes; Cestoda; Cyclophyllidea; Taeniidae
Product: CDP-diacylglycerol--inositol 3-phosphatidyltransferase
Exons: 8
Coding region: 1-1218 (405 amino acids)
Biological process (GO): phosphatidylinositol biosynthetic process
Cellular component (GO): Golgi apparatus; membrane
Molecular function (GO): CDP-diacylglycerol-inositol 3-phosphatidyltransferase activity
Source: RefSeq, a predicted model, not a curated record